This is a messenger RNA of Acytostelium subglobosum LB1, 1713 nucleotides long. RefSeq lists its product as hypothetical. The transcript is spliced from 2 exons. The annotation marks the transcript as partial. Gene Ontology annotation, cellular component: mitochondrion. Gene Ontology annotation, molecular function: GTPase activity; magnesium ion binding; GTP binding. The record is from RefSeq and is a predicted model, not a curated record. Lineage: Eukaryota; Evosea; Eumycetozoa; Acytosteliales; Acytosteliaceae.
AUGCAAACACUGAUGCCUAAUGGCCUAGGUAGAUGUGGAUAUAUUGUUAGACGAUAUACAGAUCAUUCAACAUGCCUUUCAAGGAUGUUGUUGGCAUCAACAACUAGAUCAAUCAACAGAUACUCUACUAAGACUAGUCAGGAACCAAAGUUCACUCCAAGUCAAGUAUACCAUGACAUGUUUGAUAAUAUAACUGGUGAACAAAUGCGUGAUAUGCUAAGUACAUCAAAUGCUCAGAUGGCACCCUAUAAACAGAAGAAUACAAAUCAAUCAAACUUGUCAUUCGUUGAUAAGAUAAGGAUAAAGGUCAAGGCUGGUGAUGGUGGAUCAGGUUGUGUAAGCUUCCAUAGAGAGAAGUACAUACCAGAGGGUCCACCAGACGGUGGAAAUGGAGGAGAUGGUGCAAAUAUCAUACUACGUGCAGACUUUAAUGAUAACAAUCUAUCACAUAUCUCAAGGAACUAUAUUGGUCAGAAUGGCGAGAAGGGCAAGGGUGCACGACGCACAGGCAAGAGUGGCGAAGACAUCAUUAUCAGAGUGCCAGUUGGCACGGUCAUCAGGGAGAUGGAGACAUACUUUGAUGAUGAUGGCGAUGCUGUGGAACGCGAGGAUAAGAGAUUGGACAGCAGUUCAGACGAGUUUGAUCCAGACUACUACUUGUCCAAACUGAACAGUCCCGUGAUCGAUGGCAAGACGGACACGACACUCUUUGAGGAUCAGCUCUCGGAGGAGUAUGACAUGGAUCAAUCAAAGCGCAGGAAGAAACUGUGGCGCGAGGUUCAGGUCGUUGCGGACUUUGACACCCCGGGCCAGGAGCUCGUGUUCCUGCGCGGUGGUCGCGGCGGUCGUGGCAACUACAACUUUGCAUCGAGUACCAAUCGCUCGCCCGACUACGCUGGCGUGGGCAGGGCGGGCCACGAGAAGUACCUCGAUCUCGAACUCAAGAUCAUCGCAGAUAUUGGAUUGGUUGGUUAUCCCAACGCUGGAAAGAGCACAUUGUUGUCAAGGAUGUCUAACGCCGUGCCAAAGAUCAAGAACUAUGCAUUCACUACACUUCGUCCAUACGUGGGCGUUGUCGAUCUUGGCGUGCCCGAGGAGAAGAAGCCCAUGCUACUAUCUAAGCGACCCAGAAGAUCAGUCACUGAUCACAACAACACAACAACUAUGGCCGAUUUGCCUGGCAUACUUGAAGGCGCACAUCUCAAUGUUGGACUCGGACUGGACUUCCUGCGACACAUCGAACGCACCAAAGUGCUUUGCUACGUCAUUGACAUGAGCAAUGAAGGCGUGCCAGCCAUUUGGGAUGGCACUACUUUGGAGGUUGUGCCAGAUCGUUAUAAGGAUAUGGGCGACGACGAGGAGUCAAUCAAGAUGAUCACAGACAGCAUUAGAUCAAAGGCGCGUGAGAUGGAUCAGCGAGCACCAUGGACCGACUAUGUGACGCUGGUCGAGGAGCUCGAGACCUACCAACCAGGCCUUUCCAAGAAGCCAUCAUUAAUCAUUGCCAACAAGAUGGAUCAACCUUAUGCUGAGGAUCAUCUGGAAGAGUUCAAGAGGGCAGUUGGACAUCUCAUCAAUUGUCCCAUCAUCCCAGUCAGUGCUGAAAUGGACGACCCAGCUGACUUUAACAAAGUGCGCAAGGUACUCAAGGACCUUGUGAAAAACAUCAAGCCUCAAGAGGGCAUGGUGGCCCAGCCUCAAUCAUUAUCAGAG